CCGACGGCCCAUGCUCUCCUGCAAGCUCGUCCUCUUGCUGGCCGUCUGCGGCGCGCGCGGCUUCCUGCUGCCCGUGGCGCAUCGCGCCGCCGUCAGCACGACGGCGUCCCAAUAUGCCGUUGCUGCUCGCUUGCCGGCCGUGCAGAUGGGCCGCGGCGACAAGCGCACAAAAAAAGGGAAGCGAACGGCGCAGACCUUUGGCAAUGCCCGGCCCAAGAACGGCAAACUUCGCCGGGAGCGCGACGGCCCGAUGGAAAAUGUGGCCGCGGUGAAGGCGGCGGCCGCCGCCGCUGCCAAGGCGGAGGAGGAGGCGGCUGCUGCGGCCGCUGCGGUGAAGGCGGAGGCGGAGGCCGCUGCGGCUGCGGCUGCGGAAAAGGCUGAGGAGGAGGCCGCGGCCGCGGCGGCAAAGGCGGAGGAAGAGGCAGCUGCCGCAGCUGCCGCUGCCAAGGCGGAGGAGGCGGCGGCGGCGGCGGCGGCGGCGAAGGCAGAGGAGGAGGCGGCGGCGGCGGCGAAGGCAGAGGAGGCGGCGGCGGCGGCGGCGAAGGCAGAGGAGGAGGCGGCGGCAGCCGAGGCAGAGGAGGCGGCGGCGCCGGCGCUGUCGGCGAGCGACCUCAUGGCGCUGAUGAAGCAGCUGCGCGCUGAGCUGCCGCGCGCGGACCUGAAGGCGCCGCGAGCCAUGAGCCUCGCUGGGCCACUCCUCGGCCGCACCUCGGCCUCACCUCGGCCUCGCCUCGGCCGCACCCGCCUAGAAGGCGUGCAAGGCGGCGCUCGAGUCAACCGGCGGAGACCUGGCGGCGGCUUCGGCGGCGCUGACGGCAGAGAGAGAAGCAAGGCGAGCGGCGCCGCUGCUCGGAGCUCCCCGCGAACUUUCCGGGAAGUGUCCCGUAGGCGGAGCACGGCGAGGCGUGGGCGGCGGCGGAGGCGGCGGACGCGGCUGAGAUACAGGCGGGCACUGUCAAGGCGAUGGGCAUGCGGGACGCUAAGGCGCAGAAGAAGUUUGCGGCGGAGGAGGCUGCGUCGGUUGAGGCGGCGGCGGAGGCACCAGAGCCGGCGGUGGCGGAGGAGGUGGCGGUGCCGGUGGCGGAGGAGGAGGAGGCGGAGGAGGCGGUGGCACCGGCCGUCGCUUCUGCGGGGGAGGAGAUGGUUGGUGUGGUGGCCUCCACCACGGACUUCGUCUGGCCGGCGGCGACCGGAGGCGUGUGGGACAAGGCCAUCGUCUGAGCGGCGACACAGGGGGCCUCGGGUGGCGAGGCGGGAGAUGCAGAGCCCUCGGCGGUUGGGCAUAGACCCUCGAGAGCGGUGUCACAGCUCCUCCCCCGCCGUCAGCGCUUCUCCGCAUGGCACUCUGAUGCUGUCGCGAGGCGAGACGGCCGACGCGCUUUUAGAUAUAGUGUGACAAGGCCGCCCCCGAUAAAUAAAUAAAUAAAACGGACACCUC
Emiliania huxleyi CCMP1516 is the source of this 1438-nucleotide messenger RNA. RefSeq lists its product as hypothetical. Bases 11 to 1396 code for a protein of 461 amino acids. Gene Ontology annotation, cellular component: ribosome. The transcript is spliced from 6 exons. The record is from RefSeq and is a predicted model, not a curated record. NCBI's taxonomy places the organism in Eukaryota, Haptophyta, Isochrysidales, Noelaerhabdaceae.